GUUACGUAGCAAAGUCAGAAUCAAAUUGUGAACAAAUGUGGUGCGAGGAGAUUCGAGAUGUUCAGUGACGGAGAAUGAGGGGGUCAGUUUGACGUCAGUCUGGAGAAAUCAUCUCUAUAAAUAAGAGGGAAAGAAAGCUACAGAUGGAAGUAAGUAAAGAGCAGUCCCAAGAGAGAACAAGUUAACCUUCAUCUGUUCCGAUAUGCCGAAUUCAAGCAGCUCCACAUCUUCCACAAAGAGCGUGCGGAGAGCUGCGUCUGAGCUCGAGCGCUCCGAUUCCAUCACGGUUUACAUAGACUGCAUUGAAGUUCUUAUGCGCUUUUGGAGAUGUAAAACACCUCCAUCUGAUGUCCAGAAGUCGCAGAAGUUUGUGGGAAGGCGGCAGAGUUUGAUCGAGGACGCGCGGAAGGAGCGCGAGGCGGCGGCUGCGGCGGCGGAGGCUGCGGGACUCAGCGAGCAGAUCGUGUUUGAGGAGAGCGAUGGGAAAGCCUUGCUCAGUCUCUUCUUCUCACUGAAGAGUUCAAAGAGCCCAGCGCUGUCCCGCACUCUCAAGGUUUUUGAGACAUUUGAAGCCAAGAUCCAUCAUCUUGAGACCAGACCCAGCCGAAAACCAAAGGACGGUUUGGAAGAUCUGGAGUAUUACGUUCAGUGCGAGGUCCACCUGUCAGACGUCAGCACACUGGUCAGCUCUCUCAAGAGAAGCGCAGAGGAUGUCAAAACCACUAAAGAGGUCAAAUUUAAUUGGUUUCCCAGAAAAAUUGCUGAACUGGAUAAAUGUCAUCAUCUCGUCACCAAAUUUGAUCCGGAUCUGGAUCAGGAUCAUCCAGGAUUUACUGACCCUGUUUACAGAAAACGACGGAAGAUGAUUGGAGACAUUGCCUUUAAAUACAAACAAGGAGAACCGAUUCCCAGAGUGGAGUAUAUGGAAGAGGAGAUUGAAACAUGGCGUGAGGUCUACUCCACCCUCAGAGAUCUGUACACCACCCACGCCUGUAGUGAACAUCUAGAGGCUUUCCACUUACUGGAGAAACACUGUGGCUACAGUCCUGAUAACAUCCCUCAGCUGGAGGAUGUGUCCCGCUUCUUAAAAGAGCGCACAGGGUUUCAGCUGCGUCCCGUGGCAGGUCUGCUCUCCGCUCGGGAUUUUCUGGCCAGCCUGGCGUUCCGUGUGUUCCAGUGCACACAAUACAUACGGCACGCUUCCUCCCCCAUGCACUCGCCCGAACCGGAUUGUGUCCAUGAACUUCUCGGACAUGUACCAAUAUUGGCUGACAGAACAUUUGCACAGUUUUCUCAGAACAUUGGUCUGGCCUCUCUUGGAGCUUCUGAUGAGGAUAUUGAGAAACUGUCAACACUGUACUGGUUCACGGUGGAGUUCGGACUGUGUAAGCAGGGAGGCACGGUCAAAGCGUACGGAGCAGGACUGCUCUCCUCUUAUGGCGAGCUGGUGCAUUCUCUCUCAGAUGAGCCAGAGCGACGAGAAUUUGACCCGGACAUCGUAGCUGUCCAGCCGUACCAGGAUCAGACUUACCAGCCCGUCUAUUUUGUGUCUGAGAGCUUCUCAGAUGCUACAGAGAAACUGAGAGCGUAUGUGACGCGCAUCAAGAGACCAUUUUCGGUGCGGUUUGACCCGUACACAGACAGCAUAGAAGUGCUGGACAACCCACUGAAGAUCAAGCAGGGUCUGGAGACCAUUAAAGACGAACUGAAGAAUCUCACAGAUGCCCUGAAUGUGCUGGCUUGAUUCUGCCGUGAGGAGCCAAUCAGCAGUCCCCUUCCUCUCUGCUUCAUAUGUGACCGUCUCAUCGAUAUGCUGUGUGUCUAUGUCCACAUCUGCUGCUCCAGACGUUGUUGCUUUUAAAACGCUGAGUACCAACCUGAAAACCUCACAUCGGAAGUUCAUUCUAGAAACCCUAAAAGGAUUAUUCCCUCAAAAUGAAAGUCAUUUAUAUCAUUUAUAUCAUUAUGUAUGUUGUUUCAAACCUAAAAUACUUUCUUUCUUCUGUGAAACAUGAAAGAAGAUAUUUUGAAGAAUGAUGGUAAACAGUUUUGAUUCCCAUUGGAAGUCAUAGAAUGGAAGUCAAUGGUUACCAGAACUGCUUGGUUACCUAUAUUCUUCUAAAUAUCUUCUUUCAUGUUCCACAGAUGAAAGAAAGUCUUUGGUAAAAAAAUAUUAAAUGUUGGAAACCAAGCAGUUCCCGUACCCAUUGACUUUCAUUGCGUAGACAAAAAAAUAUGAUGAAAGUCAAUGGAAGCCGAAACUGUUUAGUUCAAAAUAUAUUCUUGAUAGCUAUUUUAAAUGUUGGUAACCAAACAGUUUUUAUUCUCACUGAUUUCCACCAAAUGGAAAAAGAAAAGUAGAAGUCAAUGGGAAGCAAAACCUUUGGUUGCAGACAUUCUUCAAAAUAUCUUCUUGGUAGAUAUUUUAAAUAUUGGUAUUAAAUAUUCCCGUUGACUUCUGUUAUAUGGGCUACAUAAAUAAAAAGUCAGUGGGAACUGAAAUGGUUUGGUUGCCAACAUUCUUCAAAAUGUCUUCUUGUUAUAUAUUUUAAAUGUUGGUAACCAAACCGUUUUUGUUCCAUUAAUGAGUGUGUUUCCAUAAAAAAAUGAAAUGGAAGUCAAUGGAAACCAAAACUGUUUGGUUACCAACAUUCUUCAAAAUAUCUUCUUUCAUGUCCCAUAGAAGAAAGAAAUGUGACACAUAAAUUUUUUUGAGAUAGAACAUACCCAGUGUAAAUCUAAUUCUUAAAGCUAUUGAAGCCAAAAGUUAUUUAUGAAAUAUCAAUGAAGUACUACACUAAAAUAAACUUGAAAUAUGUCCUGUAUAUAAUCAAAUGUGUAUUAUAAACACAAAUUCUGAAUGUAUUAGUAUUCGAAAUAUAUUCUAAAAAUAGACCAUCAAUACAUUGAGCUUAUCCUAUAGCAGAAAUAUUUUAUUAAUCCUGAAUGGCGAAUCAUUCAUAAAAUAAUACUGGCCUAAUGACUGGUGCCUGUUUAUAUGAAUCUGUCUCCAGAAGAUAUGAAAUAUGAAUGUAAAUGUUGCAAUAGUCUCUGCAAACAAUUGCAUAAAAAGUGAGUGAAAAUACCAUUUCUGUUAUUUAAGCGUUAAUAAAGUUGCAAGAAAACUG
Messenger RNA from Carassius auratus (goldfish), 3128 nucleotides. RefSeq names its product tyrosine 3-monooxygenase. The record is from RefSeq and is a predicted model, not a curated record. Gene Ontology annotation, molecular function: iron ion binding; tyrosine 3-monooxygenase activity. The transcript has 14 exons. NCBI's taxonomy places the organism in Eukaryota, Metazoa, Chordata, Actinopteri, Cypriniformes, Cyprinidae. The coding region runs from base 203 to 1744 and encodes 513 amino acids. Gene Ontology annotation, biological process: dopamine biosynthetic process from tyrosine. Gene Ontology annotation, cellular component: perikaryon; axon; cytoplasm.